Molecule: messenger RNA, 1626 nt
Organism: Danio aesculapii
Lineage: Eukaryota; Metazoa; Chordata; Actinopteri; Cypriniformes; Danionidae
Exons: 13
Coding region: 1-1626 (541 amino acids)
Source: RefSeq, a predicted model, not a curated record
AUGGAAAGAAACAGUUUGGAUCACGCUAUGUGCUUCAGGAACUCUUACGAUCAGAGUCUGUAUUAUAGCACAAUCAGGGAAAUAAAACCGCUGAUGAGCAAGGAAACUCGAGAAGCUUUCUUUGCUGAAGACAUUGCUAGGUGGCUAAAGCCCCAGCCACGUCUUACAGUUCGUCAAAUUCAGCUGGAGACGGCCCCCAACCCCAAAGAACUCGAAUUUGUUGACACACCAAGAGUUGUUUGGUAUAGCAGAGACAAAGGACUACGUAUGUGUCCGCAACCUGAGGAGCCAGAGGAAGGAUGGUACUCUGGCCCUGAAGCUGUCUAUUACGAGAAGGUACAAAGUGGCAUGAAAGCCAAAAUAUCAGAGAAGAUUGAACAGCAACGCCGUGACAGAUCAGCUAGUAGGACACUUCAACAGUCAAGACCCGGUUCUCUCAGUCCGAGAGGGCAGGCGACUCCUGGAGAAUUGUCCAAUCUCCAGCCACGACUACUGCCUAAAAGACCACAGCAGUAUAAUAAAACAAUAGGAGUGAAUGAGAACCUCUCGUCAUUCUCCAGAAUAAAAGACAAGGCUAGUAGCACAUUUCGUCAGUUGAGACCCUGUUCUCUCACGCCGAGAGGUCAGGCGACUCCUGGAGAUUUGUCUAAACUCCAGCCACGACCACCGUCUAGAAGGCAGGCAGAAGGCACUCAGGAUCAGAAAAUAAUCCGUGAGGAAGUCUCCGGCCAACCACAGCUCCAGCAAACAAAAGACAAGGCUAGUAGCACAUUUCGUCAGUUGAGACCCUGUUCUCUCACGCCGAGAGGUCAGGCGACUCCUGGAGAUUUGUCUAAACUCCAGCCACGACCACCGUCUAGAAGGCAGGCAGAAGGCACUCAGGAUCAGAAAAUUAUCUCUGAGGAAGUCUCCGGCCAACCACAGCUCCAGCAAACAAAAGACAAGGCUAGUAGCACAUUUCGUCAGUUGAGACCCUGUUCUCUCACGCCGAGAGGUCAGGCGACUCCUGGAGAUUUGUCUAAACUCCAGCCACGACCACCGCUGAGAAGGCAGGCAGAAGGCACUCAGGAUCAGAAAAUAAUCCGUGAGGAAGUCUCCGGCCAACCACAGCUCCAGCAAACAAGAAUCUCUGUUAAAGAGAGAAUGGAAGCUGCAGCAAAGGCCUGGAAAGAUGAGAAUGAGAGAAGAGAGAAGACUAAAAUUGAAGAAGAGGAAAAGCAGGAGACCAGCUCUGAUAAUGUCUGGAAUUUGAUGUUAAUGAUGGAGGAAAGAUAUGAAACAUUGAAGGCCCUCAAGCACUACGAGGCCAGAAAGGAAAAUCUUGAAAAGAAGAUGGAUCCCCUGCAAAACAGCAAUAAUGCUCAUGAUCGCCACAUCAGAGAAGCCCUGGAGGAAAAGCAGCUGAAAAAAAUACAGCGGCAGAAACAGGACGCUUCCUGGAAAAUCACAAACAAACUUAUAACAGAGAAGAUCUCAGAGGUCUUUGAGGCAUCUGAAGGGGUGCUCCACUAUGCUGACACUAAUUUAAAGGAGAAAGCAUUGGAGAAUCGCUGUUUGGACGCCUGCCAGUUCCACGAGCUCCCAACAAAAGUGAAGCAGUGCUUGAAAGAUCUCCAGAUCCAGUAA